AUGAUGACAUUUGGCGGAGCUCUGGCUUUGUUUUUAUUAUGCACAACGAAUCUGGUUGGACGGAGUGCGGAGAGUCCAGAAAAUAUUGAAAACAGAAAAACAGGGAUUCAAAGUACUGUGGUGAGCAUUAAUCUUUACAUAUUGUAUUUCGGUCUUAAAGACUUAAUUGCAAAUGACCGUUGAAGCUUUCCUUGUGCCGCCAAUAACCUCUAACAAUUUUAGCUUCCUGGAAUUCGAAUAGAUUACAAUUCUCCCGGCAGAAAAGCGUUAAAGCCCGUAUGUAAGAGAAGAGAAAGUUGUUUGACAACGCAUGAUGAUACGGAAACGGAAGAUUACCCGGAGAUUAUGUUAUUAAACAGUGUCAGCUUCUGUGACUGUCCGGAGAACACUUUCUGCGAUCGCUCAAAUCCACUCAAAAUGGGAGACAGGACUUUUUCGGUCAGUCUUGGGCACAGGGACUUACAUUAGUCACAUCAAAUUUUGAAACAGUUGAAUGAUCAAAUUCAUAAAGGGCUUAUCACAUCCUCAUUUUGUUUUCACCGCUUAUGAUAACCUUUGUCUUUUUUCAGUUCUGUGGACAGCCCUCAAUAAAAAAAUGCCGGCCGAAUCAACUGGCUACCAGCACAAUUGGAUUAUCCCAAAUUGUGCAUUGUAUAUGUCCUUAUGAGCUGGAGAUGACCCACACCAGCGCAGAAUUAAUUGGACGUCCAGACGCCCCAAUGAACGAAAUUUGUAAAAAACGAAACUCAGUAAGUUUUCCUCCUUACCUUCUUCUGGAUUACUAUUUAUUCACUUUCUUAGUAACCGUUCACUCUUCAGAAAUACUUUGUAAAAAAAGUGAACCGACCGAAAGUCCGAUUGAGUGCCAAGGAUAUCCUCGAUUACCUGGAGCAAUAA
Bursaphelenchus xylophilus (pine wood nematode) is the source of this 897-nucleotide messenger RNA. NCBI's taxonomy places the organism in Eukaryota, Metazoa, Nematoda, Chromadorea, Rhabditida, Aphelenchoididae. The record is from the annotation of a GenBank genome assembly.